Molecule: messenger RNA, 597 nt
Organism: Symbiodinium sp. CCMP2592
Lineage: Eukaryota; Dinophyceae; Suessiales; Symbiodiniaceae
Source: the annotation of a GenBank genome assembly
AUGUGCAGUUUCUACGACGAGGAUGCACCGCUGGCACUGGCGAUCGCAUUGAUCCCGUGGUGGUGUUCUUCGCAUCGACCUUCGCAGGUGGCGAGAGCCAGUGGAGGAGUGGGCCUGAAGAAGCACCGUAAGAUCUCACGGCACGGAGCCGUGACUUCAGGAUCUUCCCCAAGAUGGCCGCCGAAGACCCAGGGCUCGGAGCGACAACUGGGAGGGUUUGGAGGAGGCCCGGCCAAAAGCGCACAGAGGAGGCCAAAGUCGUCUCACAAGUCCCCUCGCAAAGUGGGAGUUACGAAGGUCGUUGUGGCUUCUCGAGCACGAUCGGGGUCAGGCCAAUUUCGCGGAUCCAAGGAGCAGGCGCGUUUCUUCGAAGCUCAGGCCGCGAUCCCGGUCGAAGUGAGUCCUGCACCAGACGUGGAAGAGCUAGGCGAGAGCUGGGGGAAUGCCCUGCAUGAGCGCCUCGAGCAGAACUUAGUCUCCCAAGGCUUGUUGAGGCCCACGGCUUCGCAAAGCUGGGCAGUGCCGUUGCUUUUGAAUGGGAAGGACGCUUUGUCUGCAGGUAUGCUUGCGCAUGCUUGCGCGGCUGAGCCUCUCUGA